Colletotrichum gloeosporioides is the source of this 3504-nucleotide messenger RNA. RefSeq names its product Glycerophosphocholine phosphodiesterase GDE1. Gene Ontology annotation, biological process: glycerophospholipid catabolic process. Bases 1 to 3504 code for a protein of 1167 amino acids. Gene Ontology annotation, molecular function: glycerophosphocholine phosphodiesterase activity; protein binding. The transcript is spliced from 4 exons. The record is from RefSeq and is a predicted model, not a curated record. NCBI's taxonomy places the organism in Eukaryota, Fungi, Ascomycota, Sordariomycetes, Glomerellales, Glomerellaceae.
AUGAAGUUCAGCAAAAAAGACACUUUGGCUAACACGGACGGCAGCCUACCCCGCAACCAAGUCCCCGAGUGGGCGGCCUUUUACAUCAACUACAAGGGCCUCAAGAAGCUGAUCAAGGCAGCCGCCCAGUCGGCCAGGAAUGGAGAGAAGGUGGACUUAGCAGAAUUCUUCUUCGCCGUGGACCGCAACCUCGAGGACGUGGACGCCUUCUACAACCGCAAACUCCAUGAGAGCGUCCGCCGUCUCAGCCUGCUGCGCGACCGCUAUGGCCGCGUCCCCGACGUCGUCUCCAACCUCGACGAUGACGAAAUCGAGGAGCUCAUGGCCGCCCUGUUCGAGAUGCGCGUACAGGUCCGCAACCUGAGCUGGUUCGCCGAGAUCAACCGCCGCGGCUUCGUCAAGAUCACCAAGAAGCUCGACAAGAAGCUCCCCGCGGCCGCUUCGCAGCACCGCUACAUCUCCACAAAGGUUGACCCCCUGCCAUUCGCCCAGAAUGUGACGACAAGUCGUCUGAUGGCCGAGAUCAACAAGUGGCUGUCUGCGCUGGGCGACGCCCGCAACAUUGACGAUUCCAGAUCCGACAGGUCGGUGCGGUCGCUGGGCCGCGUGUCGUCCAAGGCGAUGUUGACGCUUUCGCAAACCCUGCUCGACACCUUGGACCAGGCGAUUCGCAACGACAACGUGGAGUCUCUGAAGGCUGGUUUGGAGGAGGGCAAUGUUCUUGGCGAGCACGCCUCUCAAAACCUGCUCCUUAACAUGCUGCAGCGUUCCAUCGCUGCGAGAUCCAAAGCCAGCAUUGCAUACAUUCUCGGCCAGCUUCCUUCGCUUCAUGAGGUCGAUGACAUCAACGAGCGGAACUGCAUUCACCGUCUCGUCAUUCACAUCGGUCGCACGAGAUCCAACGACCCCGAUAAUGAGCCGAAAUCCUACCCCUUCCCGAUUGGCACUCAGUUCACCUCUCAUGACCUUCAGCCAGCCACCUCCUCCCAAUUGGUCACUCCUCGCGCGCUCAACCAAAAUGAGACCAAGCUUCUUGGGAAGGACGACGAGGCCGUCCAGAUUCUCAUGUACCUCCUCGACUCUCUCAAGCCCGAGCAGCGACAGGCGCUCAGCAGCAGAGACUCAUUCGGCCGCAUCCCGCUUCACUACGCCGCCCGCUUCGGCUUCGUCGUUGUUUGCCAGAUCAUCAUGGCGAAGAUGCAGGAGUGGGGCCAGUUCAACGUUGAGAACGGCAUUGACGCCCCCGAGUGGCAGGAUAACGAUGGCUAUGCGCCUCUGCACCUGAGCGUCGUGGGCGGUCACCCCCUGACUACAAAGGCGCUGCUCCAGGGUGAGAACUGGCAGGGCGUCAGCGUCAGGAAGGCCGAGAUGAGAAAGACAGUGUCCAAAUCUGGCGCCGUCCUGGCCAUGGCCACCAAGUCGAACUACAAAGUCAUCGUGGAGAUGCUCGUCGAGGCUGGCGUGGAUAUUAACUGGCAGGAUAAGACGGGUGAAACCGCUCUUCAUCUUGCAGCCCGCUUCGGCCACGAUGAGAUCGCCAAGGUGCUGCUCAAGGGCACCGAUGAGCAGAAGGCUGAUUUGGAGAUUGGCGAGAACUCAUACGCAUGGACGCCCCUUCACGUUGCGGCAGUCGACGGCCACCUAUCUAUGGCGCAACUGCUCGUUGACGCCGGAGCUGAGGUCGCCAAGGCUGAUUCUUCUGGCUGGACCGCCAAGGAGCACGCCGCGCUGCGUGGUCACUUGGACAUUGCUCGACUGCUUGCGGCUCACCCUGCCGCCGACCUCGUCCAAACCACUAAGGAGCUCAAGGUCAAUGGCGACCACUCACGCUCGUCGUCACCUGAGAAUAACACUUCUCUCGACGGCCGCAAGUCGAACGGCGCCCCUCGUCCUCUUGAGCCAGUCAAGACCUUUGGUCAUCGCUACCUCACCGACAAGAGCAUGGUCCUGGUCAGCCUCGGAUCGAUGGAUAUGCGGAAGAACAUGGAAGCAGUCAAGCUUGACCGCGUUCCCCUUACUGAGGCUCACUUGACGGAGCUAGACACAGCUCUGUCUAUCGUAGUCUCGGCUAGCGGCGCCCAGGGCGAGCCGACCAUCGUCGACCUUCCCGUUCACGAGCACGUCUCGACAGAACCGAUCGUCUUCCAGGCCGCGGACCCCUCAAAGGUCAAGAUCAUGUUCGACAUUGUCCCAACUUACUCUGGAAAUGAGAAGAACAAGAUUGGACGUGGUGUUGCCCUCCUCUCCUCCAUCAAGCCCACCAUCGGCGCCAAGCGCAUGAACCUCCAGGGCGAUGUCUGCGUGCCCAUCCUGGCCAGCAACUUGGACGUCAUCGGCACUGUCAACUUCAACUUCCUUGUAGUCACCCCCUUCUCCCACCCCAACAUGGAGAUCAACUCCCAGCAGACCUACUGGAAGAAGCUUGCUACGACGAUGGUCAUCGGUCACCGCGGCAUGGGUAAGAACCUGACGAGCAACAAGUCUCUCCAACUCGGGGAGAACACGGUACCUUCUUUCAUCGCAGCAGCCAACCUAGGCGCUCAGUACGUCGAGUUUGAUGUGCAGCUCACAAAGGACCAUGUCCCGGUCAUCUACCACGACUUCCUUGUCAGCGAGACGGGCAUCGACGCCCCCGUGCACACACUCACCCUGGAGCAGUUCCUCCACAUCAACCCUGACUCCAAGCGCUCCAACGGCAAUGGUGUGAACGCAAACGCAGUCAACGAGAGCAUUGAAAGGGUCCGCAACAAUGCCCCGGGCCCCAGACAACGCUCUUUGUCCAUGGGCUACGCCGGCGAAGGCCUCACUGGCAGCGGCAACAACCUCGAGGAGCGCAUGAAGCACACCCGCGACUUCAAGACCAAGGGCUACAAGGCCAACUCGCGCGGCAACUUCAUCCAGGCUCCCUUCGCCACCCUCGAGGACCUCUUCCGCCAGCUGCCCGAGCACAUUGGCUUCAACAUCGAGAUGAAGUACCCCAUGCUGCACGAGAGCGAGGAGCAGGAGAUGGAUACCUACGCCGUCGAGCUCAACUCCUUCUGCGACACCGUGCUGUCCAAGGUGUACGACCUCGCUGGCAACAGGCACAUCAUCUUCAGCUCCUUCAACCCGGACAUUUGCCUGUGCCUCAGCUUCAAGCAGCCCUCGAUCCCCAUCAUGUUCCUGACCGAUGCCGGGACGUGCCCUGUCGGCGACAUCAGAGCGUCGUCGCUGCAGGAGGCCAUCAGAUUCGCGAGCCGCUGGAACUUGAUCGGUAUUGUUAGUGCCGCUGAGCCCCUCAUCAACAGCCCUCGCCUGGUUAGGGUCGUCAAGGAGAGUGGUUUGCUGUGCGUCAGUUACGGAACGCUGAACAACAAUCCCAUCAUGGUUCAGCGCCAAGUGAAAGAGGGUAUAGACGCCGUCAUCGUAGACAACGUGCUCGCCAUCAGAAAGGGUCUCACAACCAACGAGGAGGCCCCGAAUGGCCAGUCGCUGGAGGAGGGAUCGGAGGGUGACUCGUCUUAG